AUGAUACUCCUCAACGGCAUGCUCACUGAUGCCAACCUCCCCGGAGUGGAGAAGGUUUGCGUGACAAUGGUGCACAGCAGUUGGCUGGAGGUGCCAAUGCACAAGGUGUCCAAGGAGGACAUCGGAUAUGAAGGAGAUCUUGCGGGGCCUGGAUGCACCUUUAUGGUCAAAGGAAUUUGGAUUCCAUGGAAAGCCGAGCUGACAAACACGGUUCCGCUGCUGCGACUUUUGGUCAACAGGAUUGAAAAGGACUGGGUGGCGCUUCCAGUCAAGCAGCUUUCUCAACAGUUGCUCCAGACGACAUGGCAACAGUGCCAGCUGCAAGUCGAUGCCGACAUGAUGAAGCUCAAAGAUUGGCAGAAGGAGUUCCAUCUCUACGCCCAACAGCAGGUGCAGCAAAGAGGAGUGGGCGCCACGGUGAAUAUCAUAAAGCGGCUCAUCAGCGGAGUGGCCAAGGAACCACAAAAUCUGUUGGUGGUCGACUUGCUGCCUUCGAGGUUCGCAGAAUGGUCUUUGGCGUGCUGGGAGAUUCAGCAAGCCUUUCUGCUGGAUGAGGACUCCAGCCUUAAUGUUCGAUUCUUGGGUGUCUAUCAUGAUGAUAAUGCAAAGGAUCUUUCAACAUCCUGUGAUGCAUUGGCUGGAAAAGCGCUCUCUGGCUUCUGGGACAAGUCUGACAAGGCCGGCCCCAAGUCCCGUGCCUCGAGCCCCUUUCACAGGGAGCUCCCCACCCUGGAGUGCUUGGCAAUCGUGGAAGGGGAAAUCAAGCUCUUUGCACGCGUUAGGCAUCCCAAUCUCAAGGAUCUCAUGGCACGCAUCAAUGAUGACACCGAGAUUGUCCAGGCUGUGAAAUCUUUUCAUGGAGGAGCGACCAGGCCUUCAAGCAGUGCCACGCCAGCCACCGAGACUCGGACCUUGGCAAACCCAGAAUGGAAUGGUGAUGGACCCCCCAAUGUGCGCUCGAAGCUUGCUUUGACUGCUGUGACUACCAGUGCAUUCGAGAGUUCCACAACGUGGCUAGGUUGGUCGCUUCAGCAGACCUUGGCAGAGUUCCAGGUGUCCACUGAUGGGACAAAUCGAUCCCUGCAGUACCGCUACGUCGUCACCCCGAGCACCAUGGUCAAUGCAUUUAAGGGCAAGGACCUGGUCAAGGAGCAACACAAUGUGAACAAGUUCCGGGCACCCCAGCUGGGUGCGUUAUUCAAUGGGCGACUCUCGCAGCUGCCUCGGGGAAAGAAUGCCAGCAUCGUUUGGGAGGUGAAGGUUGAUGAGUCUGUGCCAGCAGUGCUGACUCCGCUGAAGCCCAAGUACUAUCUUUUGGGUACGGCGUCUAUCAAAGAUGGACAUGCUGUCAAGCUGGGCUGA
This is a messenger RNA of Durusdinium trenchii, 1362 nucleotides long. NCBI's taxonomy places the organism in Eukaryota, Dinophyceae, Suessiales, Symbiodiniaceae. The record is from the annotation of a GenBank genome assembly.